AUAUAUAUCGAAUUCGAAGUUGGAUAACAGUGUAUUCAAGUCUCUCGCUCUCAAUCUCACCGAACCCUACCCACCUUCCCUCACGAUACCACUCCCACGAAAUUCCCCUCUCUACUACCUCACUGUCUUGUCUCUCCUCUCUGCAAUUCAUCAUCUCUCUCCAGACCCCUUACCCUCUGUCCUUCCAAUCAAACCUUCUCUCGCCGAUGUCCGUAACCCCUCACCUCUGUGCAUUGACCCAGAUCAUGCAGCGGCUUCUGAAAUUUAGUGCACCAGCUUUGGUUUCUCAGAGAAAGUCUUGAAGUGAUAAAGGACGGGAGCUGGGUUGGCUCCAUAUUUGCUGAGGGCAUUAGUACUCAAUUGAUGGGGAUGGACAGCUCAAUCCAAGCUAAUCUAUCUGAGGCCAUCAAUCUAUCUCGUCUCGGAUUCAGUCUGAUUCCUGGCUCCUAUUCCUCCCGGUUUAGAGAUGCGAUGAGCCCUCUUCUUCAAUACCCUUCUCUCUUAUUCUUUAUCAAGAAUCCAUCAAACCUACUCACACCAAACAUGUUAUUGUCAACAAGUCGAUUGACCAUUGCGAAUCUUGUGAUUGUCUUCACAUCAAGGAUGCUUGAAGAAAUCUCUGUUUCUUGGAUGCAUGACUCUGGAGUUAAGCUUACACCAUGUGGUGAGCAAUAUACUCCACCGCCACUUGCAAAGAGUUUCAAGAAUGCUUCAAGUUCUUCUUCCUAUGGUACAUUUUAGAUACCUAUCUGUAUGCGACUUAUAAGGUUGAGUGGAAAUCAGUGGCAUACCAAGAUAUCUUACUGGGAACUCUCUAUAGGCAUCCCAAGUAAACCGGCAAUCUGUUCCUACUAGUUGGAUGGACAAUGUACCAAAGAGAUGUUGGACUUCCUGUGAUUAAUUUGUAGACCAGCCAAUUCUGCACACCAAAAAUAAUAUUUGCAAUGGAAUUUGUUGAUUGAAUAUCUUUACUUGCAAGUAUGAAGAGGUCACCUUCCAAGCAUGGUAAUGGAAGACUAGACCUGAUGUUAGGGAUCUGAUAUAGGGUGGAAGAUCAGUCAAACCAGACAAAAGACUAAAGACUUCGAUUAACUUCUUGUUGCAUGAACAAUCUCCUCAGAAAAAUCAGAUUGCAGGUUCUGGAAUGUAAGCUUUGAUCAGAUUCUUUAGCAACUACCUCCAAUUGAUCAACCCAGUCCACAGCAGAUCUCAACAACAAUAUAUUCAAUCAGUUGAUGAUCAAACUAGCAGUAAUUCCACCACACAAGAGAUUGAUUGACAAGGGAAGAUAGAAGAGAGAAAAUAACCUAUCUCAGUUCAAAUCAGAUUUUACCUCUACAUUAUCCAUACUGUUCGAGGGAGAAGUAAUUGAGCCAGAUCCAGCAGCAUUAUCGGUCAGGAAUUGCUUCACCAGGAUCAUAGUUUUUAAGGCGGUUUCAGUCUUUGUGUAACACAUUCUAAGCUCUUGUAUUCUUCCAAAAUUCUACGGUUAAUCGGAGGAGUGCAAGCAAUCAUGGAUGUUGAUUCUGAGCCUACGAUGGAGGAAACCAUCCUGGUAGGUGAUGACCUAAUGAUGGGGCCACCAUCACCUCUCAUCCCUCCUGAAAUUGCAUCUCAUGUCCUGGAAGGAGUUGAUUUAUGCGAUGGAAUUUUGAGGAAUUUAUUUCUAUGUUUGCAAAUCAAUGACAUUGAACCAUUCUGUCAAGAUGAGAUUGCUUUGUACAGACAGUGUGCUGAAAGACGGGAUAAGGAGCUGAGGCAACGCCUUCAAGAUAGUGAACACAAAUUAGGGGUGUCAAUGCCCUUGGAUGAAGCUAAAGAUAGGGCCGUGCAACUUCAAUCUGAGGUUACAUCAUUAGAGAGGCGCUUAGUUCUUGCAAGCGGAAUGGAAGGCAUGGAAGGAUUUCGUCAGAGAUGGAGUUUGCAUGGUCGCCUUGAAGACGCCAAGAAAAGGCUAGAAUCAUUGAAAAAUGGAAUUGAGAAUAGGAAAAAGGAAGAGCCGGUUGGAAGUUCAGGCAGCACGAAGAGAUGGUUCUUUUGGUAAGGUGACUUGCUUAGGGUUUAUCUGAAACUUGCUUGAGCAGGUUUUUUAUGCCUGCCAACUUGCAAGUUGCAACACUAGCUUCCAAGAAGUGCAAUGAAAGUAAUUCAAUGGGGCCGGGCCACGUAUUGGAGUUAUUUGGAGCAUCCUGUUGGGGAAUCUUUAAUGUUUUAAGAUUCUACCCUAGUGCUUGCUGGCUCUAAUAGGGAAUAGGGAGCACCCCAUUUCUCAGAAAACAUGUUAUUGAAGCAUGUUUCUUUGGGGCAAGCUAAAGCCAGUAAUUGUUGUACAGAAUGGUCACCAAUUCUUGUUACAAGUCUCAUCCUUGCAUUUUAUCACCAGUUUGAAACCAAUACUUGUCUUUGCUAUGAUUUAGGGAACGAUACAAUAUACAACCCUUGUUUGUGUUUCAUUAUUUUAAAUGGAUGGGGAUUUUGUUGAACAAAA
This is a messenger RNA of Macadamia integrifolia, 2488 nucleotides long. RefSeq lists its product as uncharacterized. Lineage: Eukaryota; Viridiplantae; Streptophyta; Magnoliopsida; Proteales; Proteaceae. The record is from RefSeq and is a predicted model, not a curated record. The transcript is spliced from 10 exons. The coding region runs from base 1514 to 2044 and encodes 176 amino acids.